AUGGAUGACAAGUUAGAAAUUGGUCACCAGGAGGAAAUUACUUGCGCUGAAGAUUCUAUUCAACAGAAUUCAUCCAUCGACAAAAACCCUGUGAAACAUGAUCCUCAAGGAUUUCCUGUUAUUCCACAACCUUCAUCCCAUGGAGAUGACCCAUUGAAUUGGAGUCCGAAGCUCAAAUUGUGGGUUUGUCUUCAGAUUAGUUGGCUCGCUCUACUGGAGCCACUGGCAUCUGCUGUCGUGAAUCCAACAUUUCUUCUGAUGGCAAAAACAUUUGAUUUAAGCGUCAAAGAAGUUAGCUACGUCUGGCUUGUUUCUGCGGGCGUCGGGCCCUUGAUUGUGAUUCCUUUUGCCAAUGCAUACGGUCGUCGACCUGUGUACCUGCUAGGUAAUCUUCUUGCUGCAGUCACAACCAUUGCAGCAGGUUAUUGCGAUACAUGGGCAGGUAUAAUGAUCACCCGUGCGUUCUGUGGGUUUAGUUCGGGCUCUGUGAUAUCAAUGGGUGCAGCGACAAUCUGCGACUUAUAUUUCGUUCACCAACGCGGUGUUUACCUCGGAAUAUAUACCUUGGCACUAACCAGUGGGGCACACGUUGCUCCACUUUUGGGAGGCUUCAUAGGGCAGUCGCUUGGGUGGAGACCAUGCUUCUACAUUCUGGGAUACAUACAAUUGGCAACGUUCGUGUUAAACGUAUUCUGCCUACCCGAAACCCUUUACACCGCGAAGCGUUCACCCGACUCAGGUCCCUACGUGGAGCAAACCUAUAUGCAAAAUAUCACGUUUAGAAAGAGAAAGGUUCCAGGAGUCCGACCGAAGAUGCGAGACUUUGCUCGUCCGUUCGAGAUGCUGAAAUUUGUGUCGGUUUCACUCACAGGUACAUUCUACAUGGUCUGCUUUGGCUACGGUGGUGUUAUUUUCGCUCUUACGGGAGCCAGCCUCUUCAGCAAGCUUUAUGGAUUCAACACUGCUGAGACUGGACUGAUUCUGAGCAUACCGCUGUUGAUCGGAGGAGGAAUUGGCGAGCUCAGCGGAGGAUGGGUCACGGAUUGGCUUUCGAAUCGCCAUGCAAAGAAACACAACGGCGAGCGUCUUCCCGAAGCUAGAUUGACUGCUAUCUGGGGCGCUUUGUUAAUUCCAAUUGGCCUUACCAUUGAAGGAUUUUAUGGUGCGAGAUGGAGACAGCUUCGCUCCCAGACACCUUUAGCUAUGAAGGAGUAG
Molecule: messenger RNA, 1215 nt
Organism: Penicillium concentricum
Lineage: Eukaryota; Fungi; Ascomycota; Eurotiomycetes; Eurotiales; Aspergillaceae
Exons: 5
Coding region: 1-1215 (404 amino acids)
Biological process (GO): transmembrane transport
Molecular function (GO): transmembrane transporter activity
Source: RefSeq, a predicted model, not a curated record